Molecule: messenger RNA, 1038 nt
Organism: Mycotypha africana
Lineage: Eukaryota; Fungi; Mucoromycota; Mucoromycetes; Mucorales; Mycotyphaceae
Product: P-loop containing nucleoside triphosphate hydrolase protein
Exons: 3
Coding region: 1-1038 (345 amino acids)
Biological process (GO): DNA-templated DNA replication; DNA repair
Cellular component (GO): nucleus; DNA replication factor C complex
Molecular function (GO): ATP binding; DNA binding; DNA clamp loader activity
Source: RefSeq, a predicted model, not a curated record
AUGUCAGCAAUGGAUAUAGAUACACCCAGUGUCUCUUUAACUGGUAAAACUGAAUCUACUGAAGAACAAGAUGGAUACAUUUUACCUUGGGUUGAAAAAUACAGACCUACAUACUUGAAAGAUAUUGUAGGAAAUGAAGACGCAAUUUCCCGAUUGCAAGAAAUCGCCCGAUUGGGCAACUUACCGAAUAUUAUUUUGACAGGUUUGCCCGGUAUUGGUAAAACCACUGCUAUUCUUUGCUUGGCAAGAGAAUUGUUGGGCGCGUCAUGCAAGGAUGCAGUAUUGGAACUGAACGCAUCAGACGAUCGAGGCAUCGAUGUUGUGAGAAAUAAAAUCAAAGCUUUCGCCCAAAAGAAAGUAACUCUCCCACCCGGCAAACACAAACUCAUUAUUCUCGAUGAGGUCGACAGUAUGACCAGUGGCGCUCAACAAGCCCUUCGACGUACCAUGGAAAUGUACGCUACUACAACCCGUUUUGCACUCGCUUGUAAUCAGUCUCAAAAAAUUAUCGAACCCAUCCAGUCUCGCUGUGCCAUUGUUCGAUUUUCCAAACUUUCAGAUGCAGAAAUAUUACGUCGGCUUGAGGAGGUUUGCGAGAAGGAAAAUGUUCAAAAGACAGAAGAAGGACUUGAAGCGUUGAUCUUUACAGCUGAUGGUGAUAUGCGUCAGGCCCUUAAUAAUUUACAGUCUACUUGGUUUGGGUUCAAGUUUGUUAAUGAAGAAAAUGUAUUCAAAAUCUGUGACCAACCUCACCCUAUUGUAGUGCAACAUAUUUUGAAAUCUUGUGCAGAGAGAAAUGUAGAUGAAGCAGUUACUUGUAUGGAACAAUUGUACGAUGCUGGUUACUCAUCAUUAGAUAUAAUCACAACAGUGUUCAGAGUGCUGAGAAACUACACUGAACUAGAUGAAAUGCUACGUUUGGAUUUUCUGAAGGAGGUUGGGUUUACACAUAUGCGAAUCCUGGAGGGUCACGGAAGUAUUAUCCAGUUAAGUGGCAUGUUAGCAAGACUAUGUGAAAUCGCUUCUCUACCACAGUAG